CAACUCCCACUUUUUGAGGCUCACUAGGAGGCCUCAUGCUUGUAUCAGACUGUUAUCUGAGUGCCUUGACCUGCUGGACAUGUAAACUGAGAGAACGUACACUUGUGCAAAUGACUUAGUGAAAAAGCGAGUCCUUGAUGUGAGAAAGUGGAUUCUGAAUUACCUGCAAUUUUUUUUUAAAACUUGGUCUGUGUUGUAACAAGCUGUUGUUGCAGACCAGUCUGAUUUUAAUUAAUCAUUGAUCAGUUUUCAUAAGACUGAGCUGAUCGGAUUGUGGAUCAAACCUCGAGAGACCUUGUCAGCUAAUCCGCACUGAGGAACUCAUACACAUUAAACCUCACCUACCAUUGCAACAUUGUCUGUGUAAAUUCAUCAAAUCACGGUAGCUGAGCGUGUUUCAACCAGGCACAUCUUUCCAUUGGUCAAUAACACUGCGCAGCCUCCUGAUUGGCCGUCUGACCUAAUGAACUACAUAAGGUGAAAAGACAGAGGAAUUAGUUAAAAAGAUCAUGUAUGUCUCUGCAGUGAUCUGGGUUGUCCUUACAUCAGGUGCACUAUGUUUGGAGAACAGUAACAACAAUGAAACUCCAGUGCAACCAGACACAGCUGGUGUAGAAACGAACACUAAUCCACACGCAGGGGAGGAGGUGAAUCAGACCCUAGGUGAGAGGGAAUCUGUUGAUAAUGCUGCGAAUGCAGGAGGUACACCCAUCCAUCCCUCUGGGGGGCAACAUCAAGUGCCUCUCUUCCAGCAUCCGGGGCAACUCAAUCCCAACAGGCAAGAACCUGCUGAGGGGCACGAGAGACCCGAUGUGUCAGGCCUUCAUGAAGGUCACGAGCCAACACCGUCUGGGCAACAACCUGGAAACAGUAACGGCAACAGCUCAACAGCACACUAUCUUCAUUCAGGUCCUGCCCAGACCAACAACCCAGUGUUAGUCAUACCCGUGACCUUGGCUGCAGGUGGACGGAAUCUUAUUACUGCUUCCCACCAAGCCACACCGACUGAAGGACCUGUGGAAAUGACACAAAGAAGUUUAACUGUCACUGCCAGACCAACAACAGAACCACAAAGUUCUAGAAGGCCUUCUGCUGUACCUACUUCACUUGUUCCUGUGGGGCGACCAACUGCGGGUGCAACCGCCCGAACUCCAAGGGAUACACAACCUCCAGAGACUUUGCCCACAGCAACCCAAGCUCCAAUUGUCCCAGAUAUUCUUAUGAGCACAUUAAGGGGUUUUGCAUCCACAAGGCUCCAAGGAUCCUCAGAGAGUUUUGCAACCACAUUUGAGCCUUUGCCUGAUAGCUCUACAGGAUCUGCAAGAGUUGGUACAUCUGAGGCAAUGAAUGCUCAAAUACCAGACAUGACAGCUGAGUUGAGUAACUCAACCCGAAUGAUAACACAACAAACUCCACUUCCUGUUUCCAUAGCAACGGAGGAUCCAAAUGUUACCAAUGACAACACAACAGGGUUGUCUCAGACAGGGACUGUCCUGACAUCUAUCCGAACAACAGCACAAGCCACGGGAACAGGGGGCCCUGGACCUACAGAGGAGAAGACCUUAGAUCCACGAGAUAAUGAGACAGUGUAUGGAGACUGGACAACUCCGUCCCCAGGGACGGGAGGAGAGCAGCCACCAACCGAAGUGAUCAGCCCUACGCCUUCUAGUUCAUGGACAACAACUACUAGUGCAGAUGAAAACCAUGUUGACAAGCCCGUAUCUAGUAGCAGUGGGAUGUCCCAAGGGUCCGCUGUAAUACCCAGCAGAUCGAUUCCCAGUGUGGUUGUUUCACCAGACCCACUGAACACCUUUACAGUGGAAGAGACGGAGGUACCAGUAGAUGGGUACACACAUCUGGUUGUGACUCCCACUGAAGCCACACUUCAACCAAGUCAGGUGGUAGAGGUCACCAGCGAAAUCACAUUUUCGUCGUCACUGAAAAGUGUUACCAAGAUCUCAGACAAGUUAGGCAGCAAAACUACAUCGUUACCUGUGCUUAGUAGAACAUAUGAUAUAAGCCCGUCCACAUCUAUGUCAACACAAGUCAUCCCAACAACAAUACAAAUCUCUACCACAGAGACAUUUGAGCUGACAACUCCUGGCAUUUUGCCAACGGCAGGUGUCUCGGAGGAAUCGCCAGAGCCCACUGCAGAGGCUGCUGAAGUCUCAAGUGCCGACAGCAGAAACGGGUCUGAAAUGGUCACUGCCGAAAUCCACAGAGAAGUCUCGGAGAACGUGAGCGAAUCUAGUGCCUAUAACAACACGGAGGAACCGGAGUUGACGACCGUACCCAAAACAACACUGUUUAAGCUUCUUAUUUCAUCUCUUUCUCCAGACUCCUCAAAGGUGGUAACCAUACCCAAGACAACAUUGACAACAGGUGGAGCGGCCACGACCGUCUCAAACAACACAACAGAAGCGACCACCUCUGCAAGUGGUGGGAUUCCUCCGAGUGCCCCUACCCUUCCUCCGAACACGGAUCCCCCACUGUACAUAAAGCUAGGGUUAGAGAUGACCUGGAAUGACUUCUGUCAGUCCCACAGCCACUUCCUGAGGGAGCUGGUGGAAGUGAUCGGAGUGCAGGCCGGGAAGGUGAUCCACGAGCGACAGGUGAUCUUCCUGGACCAGGAGCAGAGGGAGUGUCGCAGUGACCCAGUACAGGUGUCAGAGGACAUCAUGAUCCGUCUGUACAUCUCAGAUCAGGAUGGCCAGUACAAUGCUGUCCUCACUGAGGAGGUGGGGCAGGUCAUACAAGAGGGAUUCAAUGCCAUUUCUAACUCACGCUUCAAAGAUAAGGUGAAAGAAGUGCGCUUAGUAAGGAAACAGUCCCCAUCUGAGACACAACCCUCUGUGGAGCCAGUUGAGCCAGGGGUCACCAUUGCAAUUGUCAUCGCCUCUGUGGGAGGGGUCUGUUGUGUGGCUGUACUCCUACUGCAGGUUGUUUUACGGAGGCGUCACGGGAGAAAGAUGACAGCAUUUGUGCCCGGUACUAGACAGUUUUCCAUCAGGAGCGUGGACUCCAUAGCAUUAAACCGAGUCAAGUCCCGACCCCACAGUGGCUUCUACAACCCGGGUCUUGAGUCUGGAGAAGUGGUCACCAAGUCACUGCCUGUCAACUUUGCUGGUCUGGCCAACUUCUCAGCUGAUGUGGAACCUCUCUAUGAACAGUUUCAGCUAUUACCCAGCAAUACUCCCAGUUUGUCUGAUGUUCCAGUGGGUUGUGAAGAGAAGAACAGAUAUGCUAAUGUACUGCCAUUUCCUGAAACUCGAGUUCGACUGUCUAUAAUAUCAAAGGAUCCCACCUGUGACUAUAUCAAUGCUAACUACAUCACUGGUUACAAAGAGAAGUCACGGGCGUACAUUGCCACCCAGGCGCCUCUGAAGUGUACGAUCGUGGACUUCUGGAGGAUGAUGUGGGAGCAGCAAAGUAGAGCUAUUAUCAUGUUAACUCCCCUGGAGGAGCACGGAUUGUCUAAAUGUGCCGAGUACUGGCCAGACACUGAGGGUGUUGACACAAAGAGGUUGUACGGGGACUAUCAGGUGGAACUGAAGAAGAAAGAGAUCCGGCCUGAGUAUAUCAUCUCUACGCUUGUCCUAAAAUACAUGGAUAGGAACCUAACGAGGGAGAUCAAACACUUAUGGUUCACCAACUGGCCACAGAGUAACAACCCAGAUCCCAUCACACUAAUCCAUUUUAUUCAGGAAAUACGGCCUUUUUAUGAGGAGCAUACUUCACCUGUCGUCGUCCACUGCAGCCCGGGGACGGGACGGACUGGCACACUGAUAGCCAUUGACAUCUGUAUGAGGAUGUACAAGGACACACGAACUGUGGACAUCUUGAAGUGUGUGUCAGAGAUGAGACAUGAGAGAGCAGGGGUGGUGCAGACAAGAGAGCAAUAUGCACUCAUAUACAAGGCACUAAAUGAGUAUGCUGUCCAGCUAAGUAGUCCCACUCCAUCCAAGGCCUCGUCAUCUAUAUCUCUACACACGCUGUGAGGAGAGGGGCAAAAUGACCUGUGAAAAUCCAAGACCAAACUUCUGUGGAGGAAGGAUGUAAAUGUCAUCAGGGGGUUGUCCAAAUCCCCCCAAAAUGGACACCUUCUUUCUAGGUUCUGCCAAAUUUGGACACCCUCAGUAUUGAAUUGGACAGCUUCUGCACGGAAUUGGACCUGUGUUAUCCAGACUGCCACAACAUGUGACCAGUUCUUUGUGUCUAAAUGCACACUCCAAGGAGGAGAUCUGUACAAGCACUGCGAAAGCUGUGUAUUCUGACUGCGACUUAUCACUGGAGACCUACAGUACAUUGCAUUCUGGUUUUUGUGUUCUAUAGUCCUGUGUGGGAAAUCCAAGGGUAUAAUGACAGCUGGUAAAAACUGACAUUGCUGGUCCUUUCAUCGGCCUGUUGUUAUAUACAUGGUAUAUUUGUAUACAGUGUUCCGGGGAUACAUUUAUUUGUACAUCCUAAAAAUAGGAAUUUUUCUUC
Liolophura sinensis is the source of this 4485-nucleotide messenger RNA. RefSeq names its product mucin-2-like. Gene Ontology annotation, biological process: protein dephosphorylation. The transcript has 14 exons. NCBI's taxonomy places the organism in Eukaryota, Metazoa, Mollusca, Polyplacophora, Chitonida, Chitonidae. Bases 510 to 3998 code for a protein of 1162 amino acids. The record is from RefSeq and is a predicted model, not a curated record. Gene Ontology annotation, molecular function: protein tyrosine phosphatase activity.